Seriola aureovittata is the source of this 2490-nucleotide messenger RNA. RefSeq names its product S-adenosylmethionine-dependent nucleotide dehydratase RSAD2-like. Gene Ontology annotation, cellular component: lipid droplet; endoplasmic reticulum; mitochondrion. NCBI's taxonomy places the organism in Eukaryota, Metazoa, Chordata, Actinopteri, Carangiformes, Carangidae. The transcript has 6 exons. Gene Ontology annotation, molecular function: catalytic activity; 4 iron, 4 sulfur cluster binding. Gene Ontology annotation, biological process: defense response to virus; positive regulation of immune response. The record is from RefSeq and is a predicted model, not a curated record. Bases 449 to 1501 code for a protein of 350 amino acids.
GAUCAAAUGGGGGUGAAGGAAUUAAAUCAGAAAGAAAUAGAAUUAAAUAUAUUGUUAUUAUUAAGGAAACAGGUGGAAUAGAGCGAAAACAAAAUGUCACAGCAAAGCUCUGAAAACUGCCAUUAAAUUACACUGAAAGUCGUUCAUGGAGAAGAUGAUGAGCUUUUAUAAUGAUGGCGAGUUUUAAAGUUUAUCAAAAGCGUUCACGACUAUAAGCAAAUACUGUAUCUGAUCUCAUGUUACUAAUAGAUAUAACCACUCACCCCCCCACCCACCUACACACACACACACACACACACACACACACCAGGCUGAGUUUCGUUUUCAAAGUUUGUAAACAGAAACAUUUCGGCCGCUCAGCUGAUCGACUCCCCUCCCCGUGUUAAGGGCGGGCCCUGCAGCUAUAUCUAUUUGAUACGCAACAUCAACUUCAGAGCAAAUAAAUGUGAUGUGGUCGUUUUUCUCUCUGAUGGCGUCUCCGAAGCUGCUGCUGCAGCUCUGCAUCAGCAGCCUGCACCACAUCACAGCGAGCGUCUUUUCACUCGUUUGGCGCUGGACACCAGGAGCCUUCAAGGGAACAGACAGGACAUUGGAGGAAAGGAAAGUCCAAAAUGCAACGACUCCGACGAGUGUCAACUAUCAUUUUACGCGCAAGUGUAAUUAUAAAUGUGGAUUUUGUUUCCACACUGCAAAAACAUCCUUCGUCCUGCCUCUAGAAGAAGCCAAGAGGGGCCUCAGACUUCUGAAGGAAGCAGGUAUGGAAAAGAUCAACUUCUCUGGAGGAGAGCCUUUCUUGCACGACAAGGGAGAUUUCCUGGGGAGAUUAGUUCAGUACUGUAAACAGGACCUGCAGCUCCCCAGUGUCAGCAUCAUCAGCAAUGGAAGUAUGAUCAAAGAAAAAUGGUUCCAGACAUAUGGUGAGCAUCUGGACAUCUUGGCCAUCUCCUGUGACAGUUUUGAUGAAGCAACCAAUCAGCUGAUUGGCAGAACUCAGGGCUCAGGGAGGAAGAGCCACCUCGACAACCUCUACAGGAUUCGCAGCUGGUGCCAGCAGUACAAAGUGGCGUUCAAGAUCAACUCGGUCAUCAACACCUUCAACGUUGACGAGGACAUGACGGAGCAUAUCGUCGAGCUCAACCCAGUCCGCUGGAAGGUGUUCCAGUGUCUGCUGAUUGAUGGGGAGAAUGCAGGAGAGGUGGCCCUGAGAGAGGCAGAGAGGUUCGUCAUCAGCGACCAGCAGUUUCAGGAGUUUCUGGACGCUCACAGCAGCGUCUCCUGCCUUGUCCCUGAGUCCAAUGAGAAGAUGAGGAACUCCUACCUAAUCCUGGAUGAAUACAUGCGCUUCCUGGACUGUCGAGAGGGAAGGAAGGACCCGUCCAAGUCCAUCCUUGAUGUUGGUGUAAAAAACGCCAUUUGCUUUAGCGGCUUCGAUGAAAAGAUGUUCCUGGAGAGAGGAGGGAAAUAUGUGUGGAGCAAAGCUGACAUGAAGCUGGACUGGUGAAAUUCUGCUGUUCAACUAUUUUGAUUUACCUUUGCUGAGCGACUGCACUGGUAAUUUGUAAGGGUGAAUAUUUUUAUCUUUAUUUAUGUCUGUGACUUUCAGAACUUACCACACCGCUUGAGAAAAACCCAUAAGAGACAAAAUAGUUUUUACACCUUCCCAUUUAAUUAACAUUGUUGUUUCCUUGCAAAGCAAAUAUGGAAGCUUGUGACCAAAUAUCAUUUUCUAUAAUAUUGGAAGGUCUUCAUCUUACCCAGUAAAGUGCCUUUAGAUAAUGUUUAUUAAGAUUUGGUGCUAUACAAAUAAAAACUGAAUUUAAUUACAAAUAUUUUAGAUUAAAAAAAUGUUUAAAAGUAUUUUAUCUAUUUUUUUUUAUUUUACACUCUGAAUUAUCGCAAAAACAAUAAACUCAUAAUCUUCCAUCAUGGUGAUUUACGGGCCAGUGGCUCCUAUAUACUGUAUAUAUCACAUAUAUAAAUUUUCCAAUGUGUGUGUGUGUGCUUUAGAAAAAAACUAGCUUCAGUGUGCAUCAAAGAGCCUAUAUGUUCCUAAUCAAUAGGUUAGUGUCUUGGUAAAGGUAGCAGACAGGAAGCUACAGUAUCUUGGAUUGAUAAAAGACUUUGAAAACAACAGCUCUAAUUCAGACAAUAAGAUCCCACACGGUGUAAUUCCUAACUCAUUUCUACUCAGUGAGUGGCAGCAGGAGUAAAAAUGAUGAUAUAUGAGUACACUGUGUUUAAAUGAAGAAACUGUGAUAACUGUCAAAAGGAGCAGUUCUAAAGUUUGUUUUUUUUUGUAGUUUUAUUAAAGAGUACUUCAAUGAGAAAUAGCAAUUGACAUUUGUACCAUGUUACCUGCAGUGACCACCAGGUGGCGACAAGUAUUUUCCCCAAAGUCGAAGUCUAAAAUUCAAGAGGCCCAAACAUUUCAGCAUUAUUUUCUGCUUUAAUGACAAAAUUUACAUUUAUACCAUUAAAGUUUUACUCUUU